Molecule: messenger RNA, 3572 nt
Organism: Catharus ustulatus (Swainson's thrush)
Lineage: Eukaryota; Metazoa; Chordata; Aves; Passeriformes; Turdidae
Gene: CSF1
Product: colony stimulating factor 1
Exons: 8
Coding region: 911-2266 (451 amino acids)
Biological process (GO): osteoclast differentiation; positive regulation of macrophage differentiation
Cellular component (GO): membrane
Molecular function (GO): cytokine activity; growth factor activity
Source: RefSeq, a predicted model, not a curated record
CCAGACGGGCACAAAUCAGCUUUUGUUUAGUGCUGAAGGAAAUGGGGUGACUUUCAGUUCCCCUAGUGAAGUGAUGGUACCCAGGAGCUGAGCAUCCACGGGCAAAAGGGACAAGCGAGCACCGGGGGUGACAGCUGUCGUGCCUUUAUCAAGAGUGGCCAUGGAAAAGUGACAACAGGAGGAAGGAGAGCAAACGGAAGCAGGAGCGAGGCCGGGAAGGGGACAGGAGUGAGGCUGGAUGGGUGCAGGGGCGCUGGGGAAGCAGCGGAGGGGCCGGCGCUGCGGGCUGCGGUGCUUUCUGGGCGGCUGCGCAGGGGUUAAGCGGAGGAAUCCGCCUGCAUUCCUGAGUCCAGCUGCUUGCCUGGAAGCUGGGCUGGCAACGGGGCUGUGGGUGGGUGGCAGGCAGCGAGGGGGGCCCGGCCGGGCGAUGGAGCCGACCGGGCUGGGCGAUGGGACCGGCAUGCCGUGUGGCCCGUGGGCAGCUCUGGGUGCUGGCAGCCGCCCCGCAGCACGGCCACCCCUGGCCCCAUCGGAUACAGCUGCCGGGGCGGUAUCUUUGUCUCCGUGGCCCUUGGCUCACCUCCGAGCGGGGAAUCACGCGGAUGUUCAGGGGAGAAGCGAGAAUCGGGGGCACGCAGGGAUUUGCAGGGUUGUCGCAGAUUAAAUUCUGCCUGCAGCAAGAGGGGUGUGCGGGCGAGAGACGGGAACGGCGCCUCCGAGCCUCGCUGCGAGCUCUGUAACCGCCGUGUCCGGGCUCGCUUCACCUCUUCCUCUUUAACCACCGAGCUGCGGGGCCAGGAGCUGGGCGAGCUCGGCUUCCUCUGCCCGAGCUCCCUGCACGCCACAUCCCCGGAGCCUUUGCUCUCCGCCCAGGGAUUAAAACCGGGUCCGCGGCUGUGGGAGGAAGGGGAUGGAGCAGGCUGACACCCAGAUGCAGCACCCGGGCAGGGUCUCCUUCAAGUUCAUUGACAAGAUGCAGUUGAAUGACUCCAUCUGCUAUGUGAAAGCUGCCUUUCCCCUGAUGGGCAAGAUCCUGGAGCGAACAGAGUUCAAGGAGAACUCGUCCAACGCCCGGAAGAUGCAGACGGUGCGCAGGAUGUACAACCACAUCGAUGAGAGCGUGGAGCCCUGCAUCAGGGAGGAGGAUGAAGAGGAGAGAAUGCUCUCACAGAUGUGCUUCAAGGAGUUCACCACCUCCCCCUACGAGAUGCUGGUGUUGGUGAAGGAUUUCUUCCAAGACAUCAAGCGUCUGCUGCAGAACCAGGAGACUUUUGAGAAGGAUUGCAGCCGAGUCUACCGCAGGGCCUGCCCGGGACCCAAGAAGGCUGGAUCCUCACCAGGUGUGGGGACAGAUCCUGACUGCAAUUGCCUGUCCCCUGCCCUCCCUUCUGCCACCCAGCCCUCCCUCUCUGCUGCCAGUGGCAGGGACACGGCACCCGCUAGCACCCAGGUCCCUUCCAGCCUCCUCCAUGCCACCCUCGCUGAUUUAGAGGCCCCAUCUCAGCCCCCCAGUAGCACGGAUGGGGGCUCAGGGACCGAGGAGGUCCCGGGUGCCAUGGUAGGUGACACAGCGCUGGUGUUGGCCCCUGGGAUGAAGCAGACAGCUCCAGCCAGCAGUGCCGAAGCCCUCCAAGAUCCGACCAGGACGCUGAGCUUGGCACUGGGUGACAUCCCCGUCCUCCGUGGGGAUGGAGAGCUGGUGGAGUGGGGCACCGGCCAGCUGCCACAGGAUGCAGGCCAGCAGUGGGGAGGCUCCGUCCUCCCGAAUCAACUCGGCGGGCUCGGGACCACCCCUCCGACAGCAUCGCCCAGCGCUGGCUCCGCGGGCGGCAGAGCCAGGAUCCGUCCUGCGGCAGCGGCCGAGCCCGUGACACAGCUGCGCUUCUCCAGGAUGGCCCCAGAGCUGCGAGCCCCGGGCAGCCCCGGCGACGGGGCCAGGGCGUGGGGCUGGGGGCUGAGCCGGCUGCGGGGCCCCGAGGACGGCGGCGGGGCCGGGCCGAGCUUUGACUCUGGCUUUGUUCUGGGCGCAGAGCAGCGCAGGAAGGAGCCGCCCGCCAGGGAGGGCCGCCAGGAGCCCCUCAUCUACAUUACGGUGGCCAGUGUGGUGGCCGUCCUGCUGGCCACGGGAGGGCUGCUCUUCUACAAGUAUAAAUCCAGGGUCCUAGAGCGGCCGCUGGAAGAUGGAAGCUGUGACCCCGAGGAGCCAGAGAGGAGGGCGCUGCAGGGAGCAAGGGAAUGUUCAGAGCUGGAGACUCAGGAUCUCUGAGGGCCCCAGGCAGGAUGUGAAGCUGCUCGGGGGAUGGAUCCGGAUGGAAGGAGGGUUGGCACGCGCCAGCCUUGCCGUGAUCCCACCGUGAUGCUGACACUCCCUCUUCCCUUGCCCCGUGCCGGUGGCCAGAGACGGCAAAAAAAACUCCCUGGCAUGGACAAAAGGAUGGGGGGAUGUGCCCUGAGUGGGACCCCCGGGCACUGGGAAGUGAAGGGACCAUGACUGCAGGCUUUGCUGGGACAGCAAUGCUGAUGAGACGCUGCAGUGCUGAGCAGGACGAUGGAGAUGCUGGAUGUGGGAUGAUGGAUCCCGCUUGGACAUGGUCGAUGCUGGAUGAAGACGGAGGGGAUCGGCUCCCCAAAUCCUCUGGCUCUUGUCUCACCCCAGCAGACUGGGUUUGGAGCAGCACCCAUCGCCCCCUUCACCCUGCCUUUCCUGAGGCUUCAACUGGAGCAUCCUGAAUUCCGGGGGGUCAGUCCUGAGGCACCCAGCCCUGACUUGCAACUCAAACCCUCACACUGUGAAUAUUUAAAGCCCACCUGUGCCCAUGUCCCUGCAUGGGGCUGGGUUUGGGGUGACCCUUGGCACCGUCCCAGUCCCUCCCCAUCCUCCUGUUGAUAGGGCUUAUUUUUUUUUUUAAUAGAGUGGAUGAAAGUCUUUGUCCUGCACAAGUGUUCAGGGGGGCCGUGUGCCCCUCACAGGGUCCUCGCUGCGAGCUGGCCUCGCUGGGAUUCCAUUUCUUUGGUGACUGCGCUUUGGAGAAGGGAAUGGGGCUGGGAAGGAUGGGAUCCAUGUGGGAACUGCCCCAGCUGGGCACCCUGGGCCUUCUUGGUACAGCCCCACUCGUGGGCUUUGGGAAGAGCCUGGUUUGGGAUGCACCAGCCCUGGAGAUGCCCCCAAACUUCCUCCAGCCCCGGAUGAAGCGUGGCCCGCGCUGCUCUGGGAGUUUCAAGUAUUAUUUUUAUAUGAAGGAUGAAAAUAUGGACAAACCCAACUGUUUUUAAAGAAAGCAUUACUAUUAAUUUGGGGUUUAUAUAUAUAUAUCUAUAUGUGUGUGUAUGUAUUUAUGACUGGCAGAAGGAGGGGGUUCCUGGGCGAGGAACUGGUGUAAGUCAGGAUGAAAGCCCUGAUGCAGCAGGAAGUCUGGGGCCAAACUCCUGGUGGUGUAAGUCACCAGUUUACACUGUGGAGGAGCUGCUCCUGGGGGAGAAAACUUGCCUUUACCCAUGUUGGAUUUAUUUUGCCUUUUUUAUUGUUGUUGUUGAGUUGGGGUUUUUUGUUGGUUUUGGGGUGUUUUUUUGUU